Messenger RNA from Puntigrus tetrazona (Sumatra barb), 5745 nucleotides. It is a transcript of the gene virma, whose product is annotated as vir like m6A methyltransferase associated. The transcript is spliced from 23 exons. The coding region runs from base 68 to 5575 and encodes 1835 amino acids. Gene Ontology annotation, cellular component: RNA N6-methyladenosine methyltransferase complex. The record is from RefSeq and is a predicted model, not a curated record. Lineage: Eukaryota; Metazoa; Chordata; Actinopteri; Cypriniformes; Cyprinidae. Gene Ontology annotation, molecular function: RNA binding.
GUUGUGACGUACGCCUUCAACUCCGGAAGUGUUUCCUUUACCGGAAGCCCUAAUGUGACUAAGAAAGAUGGCGGGGGAUUCUGCAAUGGAGCUGCUCUUUUUAGAUACGUUCAAGCAUCAAAGUGCAGAGUUGACAAAUGUGGACGUUGUACGGUUUCCUUACGGUGUCUUGAUCACAGAAGUGCGAGUCAUUCCCCCUGGCAUCAAAGCACACAGCAACCUGCCUGACAGCAGAGCAUUUGGGGAAACAGCCCCUCAUGCAUUCCAGUUGGACCUGUUUUUCAACAAUGUGUCCAAACCCAACGCUCCGGUGUUUGACAGGCUGGGCAGCCUCGAGUAUGAUGAGAACAAAUCAAUCAUCUUCAGGCCUAAUGGGAAGAUAAACACAGAUGGGUUAGUCCUGCGUGGAUGGUACACAUGCCUGACAUUGGCAGUGUAUGGGACAGCCGAGCGCCCCCACAGCCACGAGCGGGACUCUCCUCCACCUCCUCCACCCCCUCUGCCCCAACAGCAGCAGCUGGGAUCCAAGCGGAUCAUUAAAACUGAAUGGGAGAAUGAAGAACAAUUUAAUGGCAGCCCACCAAGACCACAACCUAGAGGGCCACGGACCCCACCAGGACCACCACCUCCUGACGAUGAUGACGAAGAAGCACUACCUGCACCUGGUCAAUGUCCAGUAAAGGUGGAGAACACAGAACAGGGCGAUGAUUACCUGGAACCUGUCUCACCUGAGCGAGGGUCUCUUCCAGCGGAUGAGAAUUACUCAGAUGCAGAGCAGGAGGAUGAUGAGGGUCCGGCUGAUGAGGAGGAGGAUGAAGAUGUGCAGUCUGAGGGAAGCGAGGGGGAUGAAGAUGAUGAAGAAGAUGAAGUGGGUGAGGAGGUCACAGAUGAAGAUGGAGAAGGUGAUGAUGGAUAUGAGCAGAUAUCCAGCGAUGAGGAGGAUUUGGAGAGUGGGGCUUUCAAGCUGCCUGCUUUUGACCUGGACUAUACACCUGAGGACCUUGCAUCACUACCGACCGUUCAGUACGAUCCAUAUGAGCGUGAACUCCGACCCCUCCAGCACUUCACGCCGCCACACAUUACACGCUAUGAGGUGGAGCUAAAACGCCUCAAGACAGUAGAUAUCCAGGAUUCAAGCUCCUUAUGGGCGGAGUCUGCAGCGAAACUCUCAGAACUGUUGGAGGCCUGGGGGGAGGGGCAAGGGGCAGAGAGGGGGGCGGGCUGGGUAACUGCCUUAGAGGAAAUCCCUGCCUUUCUGCUAAAAGGGAUGAGCUUCCUGUCUAUUAAGGACCCUGAUGGGCUGAGUGAAAAGUUGAAGCAGUUGGUCGACUGGGGCUGUGAAGCUCUUAAUUUGGACUUUGCCCUGGCACAACCCAUAGCUCUGAAUUUACGCCAGCUCAAAGCAGGAACCAAACUGGCCUCUGCCUUGGCUGAUUGUGGUGCCCAGGCUGUGCAGAAUCUGCUGGAGAAAGGGAUUGUUGGCAGCCUCCUAGGCUUGCUGUUUGCAGAACACGUUUCAUCCACACUGAAACUCAACGUGCUGCGCUCCCUCGACAGCAUCAUCAGUGAGCCGCAGGGUAUCGAAUCCCUGCUCAGAGACCGUCACCAUGACAAUGAUGGAACGAGUGGGUACCAGCGUCUGCUGGAUCUGUUUCUGUUGGACCAGACAGUGCGUGUUGCAACAGCUGGUGCAGCCAUUUUACAAAAGGGACAUUUUUAUGAGGUUUUGACUGACCUGCAGAGGACAGCCAACAUUUGGGCUGAACGCCAUCCUACAGUAGGGGAGGUGGGUGAGCGAGAGGGUAGCGAGAGUGAGAGAGAGGCUGGAGAGAGAGACAGAGAAAGCACUGAGAGGGAUGGAGAUGAGAGGGAGAGGGAAACCCAGGAUGUAGAGCGGGAAAGCCCAAUGGACAUUGACACCUUGCUGGAAUCUGCCUCUUUGUCAGAAGGUGACCUGGAAAGGCUGCAAGGUCUCCUGGAAGAACUGCUCCAUCUGCUGGAGACAGCACCUCACUGUAUGGUACAGCCGCCUGGGAAAGCUUUUCCCACCAGUGCCCGAAUCACUGGGCCACCAGAGCGUGACGAUCCCUAUCCAACACUGUACAGGUACAUGCAUGCUUGUCACCUUCUGGAAUCCCUAGCAGUUGUCCUGUCAUAUCCAGCUACAUGUGCCCACAUAGGAGUCCUGCAGGCUGUCAGAGAACUGAUGCGUUUCCUAUCACAGUCCCAGCAGGGCCUCCUCUUUCUCCUUAGCCAACACGAAACCACCAAUUUGCUGCUUCGUCUCCUUACACCCCUUACUCACCUGACCCCACCGUCUCACUUGGCUCCGCUGACGCCCCUUUCAGAGGGUGAGGGUGAAGAUGCUACUGCAGGUGGAGAGGGUUCGAUGGAUGAUGGUUUUUGGGUUUGGCUUAUGCAGACUCUACAUGCACUUCAGGGUGUUGCUGAGCUAAAUGGGGCAGAACUUGAAGAUGGCGAUAAUCCAGGUGUUCUGGCAACACUUCACAGCCUGUAUCUCAUUAGCUUUAGCAGCACAGGCCGAAAUGCUGUCGCACAUGCUUUUAGCUUGGAUAACAACCUCAGCUGUCUGGUCAACUUGGUGGAGUUCCAUGCCAAAGAGGGCCAAGGGGAAGGAAAAGCAAGGAAGUCUGUAACGUAUAACUAUGCCUGUAUGCUUGUACUCCUGGUGAUUCAGACGUCAGGUGAUCUCCGGAUGAUGGAGCACUAUGCUGCUCCACUGCUUAAUGUUUCCAAAUCUGAUGAAAACAAUGCCAAGCUUCAAGAGCUCUCUAAGUGGUUGGAGCCACUUGAAAAAUUACACUUUGAUAUCAGUGGUAUUCCUAUGCUUAUUGACUACAUGAAGCAGAACCUGGAGAACUUGAUGACAGCAGAUGGGGUGGGUCUUGUAACUGCUCUCAGAGUGUUGUGCCACAUCGCCUGCCCUCCAACCACUGUGCCAGGUCAGCAAAAAGACUUGAAGUGGAACCAGGCCAUCAUAGCUCUCUUCAGUGCAGAGGGCAUGGAUACUUUUAUUAAAGUUCUCCAGAAGCUUACAUCACUGCUGUUGCUGCCAUGGAGACUACAUGGUCCAAUGGGCCCCACGGCGCAGCGACUCAUGAUGCUGUCAGUGGCCUCCUGCUCGCUGAGACUCAUCCGAGCCAUGCUGACAGAGCUGCUGUGCGGGGGAACCUGUGAGUUCCGUGACGUGCGUGUGCCCUCUGUCUGUGUCGCCCUUCACAAGAUCCUCUGCUCCACCCCGACAACCGGUCGCCUGGAUGCAGAGGAGCUGCGUAUCCAGGGAGACGUGACAGAGAUACUGUUAACAUUCACACAUGCAGUUAGCGAACAGAUGACAGGUUCAGAGGAGACUGUGGCCGGAAACAGCUGGUCUCUGAUGUUGAAGGAAGUGCUGAACUCUAUACUGGCUGCUCCAGAGAACAUCUACAGCAGCCUUAGUCUGCUGUCAGAACUGCUUCCUCUACCUCUGCCCAUGCAGACCACACAGGCACUCUCAGUGCAAGACAUUGGGGUUGCGAUGAACACACGAAAGCUAUGGAGUGUGCAUUUGCACGCUCAAGCUAGAGUAUUACAGGAAGUGCUGAGGUGUGUGUGUGUCAACAGCUGUCCACCGCUACUCUCCAUGCUCCGCCGUGUGUGUGUCCAGCUCUGUGAUCUUGCUGCACCCACUGCGACUCUGGUGAUGAGGACAUUGCUUGAGCAGCUUCAGGAGGAAAUGCAACAGGAGGCAGCUGGCUCACGUUUGAUGAGGUUACUAGCUCUCCUCGACUCGCUGGCAUCUCAACGGGCUUGCAAAUCAGCCAUGUUGGCUCUACUGGGUGGAUCUGCACGCAAUGAAGGCCGGAGUGAUGGGAAAGUGGAGGAAAAACUGUCAGAUCAUCUUCCCCCUCUGGUUGCCAUGCUUGUCCUUCCUGCUGAUGCCGUUCUGUCAGCACAACAAAACGCUGAAUUGACGGCUUCUAUCCUUCAGUCGCUGUGUGACCAGGACGUGUCACUGGUCGUGAGCGGCUCGGGUGAAGCCUCGGUGUCUGAGGCAGAGCAGCUUGCCAACGCACUGCCGACCAGAGACAUGAUGACAUGUAUAUGUGACGGGAUGCUGGAAGUGUUGGGAAAUACAAACAGCAGCUACACACUCCAGCUCACAUGUCUGAGAACAAUGAUGUUUCUCACUGAACAUGACUAUGGUCUCUAUCACCUGAAAAGCUCUCUGAAGAAACACAAUUUGGCCAUUUCCUCUCUGAUCCGCAGGGAAACCACAUCCUUUAACAAAGAGUUAACUGAGCUCCUUUCAGCCCUGUUUGACUUUUUGAGACAGAUUCUGAACAGUGAAGCCAUGGAUGAAGACAUAGACAGCCGCUCUUUGGCUCUUAGUGUGAGCGACAUGAAGCAGGUGCUGCAGUGGAAGGAGGACUCGGGGGAACAUCCUUUAUCAGAACUGGAGAAACACAUCAUGAAACUCUGUAAGGAGGAUGAGUCUUUGGAGACUCUCCUGGAGAAUGUGGCUGGCCUGCGACAGAUUAUCGAAAGUUCUGGAGAUGCCCCAACUAAUGCAGAGCCUGAAACUGAGCCCACGUUACCUGCACCAGAGCCCCUUCAAACACAGUUCAACCACAGGACCGUUUUUGUUCUCUCGGAUGUCCUGGACGAGCAGUUGAAGGCCCUAUGGUUCUCUCCAUUCCAGUCAGAUGAGAUGGAGACAGAAGUUGACAUGGUGAAAGUAGACCUAGUUGCACUAGCCCAGCAGUGUUGUCCAGACUUGGACCUAAAGGCGGAGUUAGAACGUUCGUUCCUCAGUGAACCUGCUUCCCCAGGACACAGCAAACCACCCAAAGGCUUCAGACUGGGCAAACACAAACACGAGACCUUCAUCACGUCCAGUGGAAACUCAGAUUAUGUGGAGCCUGCGAAACGAGCCCAUAUCAUGGCGGCCCCUCGGGGUCGGGGUCGUGGUGCUUUUGGCCAGCUUUCUCGACCGCAUGACAUUUUCCGCCAGCGCAAGCAGAACACCAGUCGACCUCCUUCCAUGCAUGUAGAUGAUUUCCUUGCUGCAGAGUUCAAGGAGGUAGGUCAACCCACUGGCCUGGCGCUGCCCAAACGCCCACCAAAAGGAGGAGGAGCCAAGCCACCAACUAGAGGCUUGUUUACUGGAGGAACCAGAGGGAGGGGUUUCCAGAGCCACGCCCGCUUCUUCACUCCACCGGCCCCCAAGAGUGUACUGCUUGCAGGUAACUACCCACGUCGUGAAGGUGGUCGUGGAUCCACUUGGAGCACUCCGGUGACCGCUGACACUCACAGAGGGACUUACAGUGAACCUCGCGGAGGCCAAAGCAACUUUACUCGACCGUUACCAUCCAGACAGCCACCUGCAGGUGCUUACCGAUUGGCUCCUCGGGACAGAGCCACCAGAGGCAGAGGGACAGGCCUGUCCUGGCUGAGUGGUGGAGUUAGUGUAGGAGGAGGUGGAGUAAGUGGCGGUGGUCGUGGUCAAGGGAAGUUUAACAGCGGAGGAAGCGGAGGUGGACGGGGCCGACACGUCCGAUCAUUCACUCGCUAAACGCUGCCUUGAGCAAAGCAGACUCAGCCGUCAGGCUCUAAAGGACCAAUCAGGAUGUGGAUCUGCAGGAUCUAAUGCAACCAUCGGCUGAUAUUGUGUAUAUCAUUGUCAUGUUUUGUGUUUCUCUCAUUUUUAAAACUGUUAAAUAUGAUUAAAUUCUUGUGAGUAUA